GUCUUCUUCGCCGACCCAAACCAACUCCUAUCCCAAGAAAACCUAACCUUUUCAUUUCUUUCAAUCUCUCUCUCUCUCUAUUUCUGCUUCAAUCUCCUGUUUCCUCCCUUGAAAACCAAUUUCUUAUCGAGAUCCGCUUCUUUUCUGAGAUGGAAUCGCCAAGAUCUGGAUCGGAUUCGGAGUCGCCGUGCUGGAAGAAGAAAUCGGCAGAGGAAGGGCUGCUUGCCGGUGUGAAGGAUCACGUCGAUCAAUUCGUUCACACUUCGGUAGAGCAGCAUCGGAUUUGCCUCAAGAAAACUAUCCGCGGCCUUUCCGAUUUUGUCAAGCUCCACAAGUCACGCACUGUAUGUUUUUCAAUUUUCUCACCCCCUUCUUAUCUCCAGUUUUCGAUUUCUUUCUUUUCUGUUUUGUUGGAGAUCUAUUUCUUUUGCAGAUUAAUCGAUCGUCGGCGUCGAAGGAGACGAGGAUCGAACCUCUGGUUAAGAAGGAAAGAAGAUUUGAAGGAAUUGAAACUAAUCGAGAAAUUGCAGCUCUGUUUUGUUUGGAGGAAUUGAAACUGAGGAACCCUAAUGAAAUGGAAAUGAAAAUUGUAAAAGAGUUCAAUUGAAUUUUCUUUGCACUCAUUUGAUAAGGAGAAUUUCAUUCUUGGAAGAAAAAUAUCUUUAGCAAUGUAACGUUCAUCACCUCCAAUGAUUUUGAUAGCAACACCAUUAUCCAUAAUUUGAAUUGGUUUUGUAUUGAAAUUCCUUCAAUUAUUUAGAGUUUGGCAAAACUUUUGUAUUGAAAUUUCUGCAAUUA
Messenger RNA from Dendrobium catenatum, 798 nucleotides. RefSeq lists its product as uncharacterized. The record is from RefSeq and is a predicted model, not a curated record. Bases 150 to 554 code for a protein of 134 amino acids. The transcript is spliced from 2 exons. Lineage: Eukaryota; Viridiplantae; Streptophyta; Magnoliopsida; Asparagales; Orchidaceae.